ACCGGAAGCCGGGGCGGGUUUGUAGCGGAACGUCGGUGUAGUUCUCUGGUUCGGACCGAACUGGACUCCCGGUCCUUCAUCCGGAGCUCCGGGCCUCCGAUUACUGGUGAAAGCGGCGGAAGUCCCGCUGAUGGUCGGCGGGCCACCGGGGCCCGUCAGCCCGCAGGAUGAGCUUCUCCGCCGGCCUGCACACACGGCUGGCCGCCGUGAUGGAGGCGCUGGUCCACGCGGCGGUGGCGGAGCUGAAGAAGCUGCUGGAGGCCGGGCAGGAGUCGACUCUGCCGGCCAGAGAGAGGACGCAGAGCCGGGAGAGGACGAUGCUGUUCGCCUCCAUCAUGGAAACUCUGGGGAACGAGGCUUUGGGGAAGAUCCUGAACCUGGUGGAUGACGCUGGGCUGCUGGCGGAGCUGCAGGUUGGCCGCGGCACCCGGCGGCCACAGACCAGCGUGCUCAACGUGCUCAGCAAUGCCCACAUCGAACUGGAGCACUCGUAUGGACUCCGGCAGCAGAGCGCAGACUCAGUCCCACCCCCACAGACCAAGUCAAAGGAGGAGGAGGAGGAGACGCCAUUGGUGUUAGCUGUCACCAUUAAAGACGAACACGGGAACAUUGAUCUUGGCGCCAUCGCCGAGAGAGCGGAAGUGGAGGCGGCCCCACCGGAGGAGUCGGAGCAGUCGCUGGUGCUUGAGGAGGUGGGCCCUCCAGGCUUCAUGCUGCAGAGCGUCACCUGGAAGUACUUCACGUGCAAAGCGUGCGGGAAGUCCUUCUCAUCUCAGAGCAACCUGAAGACACACCUGCGCGUCCACACGGGUGAGAAGCCGUUCUCCUGUGGCGUGUGCGGCCGCUCCUUCCGCCAGCGGCAGGGCGUGCAGAGCCACAUGCGCACGCACACUGGAGAGCGGCCCUUUGAGUGCCCACAGUGCGGCAAACGCUUCUCCAAGCAGGGUCAGCUGAAGACGCACGCCGUCAUCCACCCGGGCGAGAAGCCGCAUGCCUGCGACCAGUGCGGCCGCCGCUUCAACCUGCUGCAGAACCUGCAGCGCCACAAGCAUACUCACACAGGUGCCAAGAUCUUUGUGUGCAAGGUGUGUGGGAAAGGCUUCACGCGUGCCGUCACUCUACGAACGCACGAGCUCAUCCACAGUGGCCAGAAGCCAUUAAGGUGCGAGCAGUGCCACAAAGCUUUCCGGCAUGCCGUCAACCUCAGGAACCACCAGCGCACGCACAGCGGCGCCCGCCCCUUCACCUGCGACCUCUGCGGGAAGAGCUUCCGGCAGUCGGUGAACCUUAAGAUCCACCGCCGCACGCACACCGGCGAGCGGCCCUUCAGCUGUCGGCAGUGCGGCAAGACGUUCACCCAGCAGAGCAGCCUGAUUUCGCACGGUCGCACGCACUCUGGCGAGAAGCCGUUUUCGUGCGGCGCAUGCGACAAGAAGUUCAACAAUAGGAACAGCCUGAAGCUGCACACACGCGUCCACACAGGUGAGAAGCCGUACGCCUGCGACAUCUGUGGGAAGAACUUCAGCCAGGGCAGUCACCUGCGCACGCACAAGAGGCACCUGCACGCUGGCGGCAAGCAGUACAUCUGCGACAGGUGCGGCAAGCGCUACGCCGACCAGCGCAACCUCAAACUGCACAAGUGCGGCUACGCCUGAAGAAACGCCAACGCUGAAACACUCGACCCGUCAGAGCUCAGGUGUGAAGUGGGCGGGGUCACUGAUUCAGGUAACAAAUUCUCACUACAUUUCCCAAGAGCCCCGCCCACUCACAGACAUGCUGCAUUCUGAUUGGUUGGAAUCUGGGUUGAUACAUUUUUGUUAAACAUUGAAUUUUAUAAUUUUGUAGAUUUUUUUUUUUUUUUUUUUUUUUUAUGUUUCAGGAACUCGAAUAAACUAACACCUGUGAAGGAGCGCACCUGUCCACCUGCUGCCUUAAAGGGACGGUGCGCCGCUUUAACCCCGACACACAAACCACCAGGAGAAACUUUAUUUGCACGUGUCGGGACAGCAAAAUGAAAACCUCAUUUCAUAAAUGAUGUCAUAUCUCAAGAGUCACUGGGAAGCAAUGAAAACAAUGAAAAUACUGAAAUGAACUUUAAUUUGGAAAAAUAAAAGCAGAAAUGAGUUCUGCUCUGUUUGAUUAAAUGAGUUGAAUGUUAAUAAUAAUA
This is a messenger RNA of Archocentrus centrarchus (flier cichlid), 2167 nucleotides long. RefSeq names its product zinc finger protein OZF. Bases 168 to 1655 code for a protein of 495 amino acids. Gene Ontology annotation, molecular function: DNA-binding transcription activator activity, RNA polymerase II-specific; RNA polymerase II cis-regulatory region sequence-specific DNA binding. Gene Ontology annotation, cellular component: nucleus. The transcript has 5 exons. The record is from RefSeq and is a predicted model, not a curated record. Gene Ontology annotation, biological process: regulation of transcription by RNA polymerase II. Lineage: Eukaryota; Metazoa; Chordata; Actinopteri; Cichliformes; Cichlidae.